AUGCUGUCCGGGGUGCAGCCGUGCUUCCAGUUGCUUCGGAUCGGUUCGUCGGCGGGAGACUCUGCGCGGGACCUGUACACGUUCAGGCCGGCGCUGAUCCACUCGGUUUUCCGUCUGGGCCGCGCGGCCGAGCUGUGCGACGUCACGUUGGAGUCGACGUCGGUGUCGCGGAUCCACGCUGAGCUGUACGCCGAGAGGGAGGCGAGCGAGGACAACGCUGCUUCACAGGAAGAGGGAUGGAUGGUCCACAUCAAGGACAGGAGCAGUCAUGGCACCUGGGUCAACGAGGUUCGGCUGCAGCGAGGCGUCCAGUGGGAGCUCUCGGACGGCGACACGCUGACAUUUGGUGGCCAGUCGGUUGCUGGGAGCCCUGAGUUCUACUUCCUCUUCCAGAAGGUCAAAGUUCGCCCGCUGGACUUCGAUGCCAUCACAAUCCCAAAGGCGGGAACGUUCUCCUCCGACUUACAGAACCGGAUCAGAACCAAUCUGGAACGCAAAGUGGCACCGAACCUUGACCUGUCCAAGCUCUCCAUCAACCGCUCCACUGUGAUCCUCAGCUCUAUCGGCAGCCUCAGCAAGAUGAAGGGCAGCGCCUGGACCUUCCAGAGGAGCCACAGCCUCGAGGGAACAACCUCGGACCCCGGCUUGUCCUCCUCGCCUCCUCUCAGCGCAGGCUACUCCUCGCUGCUCCCGCCUUCCACUCCUCCAUCGUUCUCCUCUACACCUUCAGCGCCUUCGACAAAGUCCCUCCCCCCGACCUCCCGGAGCAGGAGGAAGUCGGCUCACACGGUGCUGCUGGAGGACGACAGCUCAGACGAGCCCAGAAGUAGAGGAGCUGUGUCGGCAGUUGUGGAGGACGGACAGAGAGCGAGGGGAAAGAAGAGGCGGCGGCUCUACAAGUCCGAAUCGGAGAGUUUCAGCUCACCUCCUCCUCUUCCGCUUCAGCCCAAGAGCCACAACGACGUCAGGCGGCCGCUGGAAGCCAAACCCUUCCCCGUCGGUAUCAGGACCAUCGGCAGUUUCCACGGCGCCAUGACCAACAGCAGACUCAACCACAAUCACGUCCUCCAGGCGUCUUUCACCAACGCUGCCAUUCACAAACAGGAGCUGGAGACGAUGCGGCGCGUUCAGACGGUGAUGCACGGCAACAUCGUAGCUUUCCGCCAACAGAAAUCUGCGCACAGUUCUCCGUCGGCGCAGAGGGGCAGGCGGAGGCCACACAGCUCUCCGGUUUUCUCUCCCCUGGUGGUGGGAGGGGAGAACUACAGCCUAGCCUCGCCCUCAGUGAGGAUCCGCACUGAAGGCCGGGUGCAGUUUAACAGAUUUCACCAUCAAACCAGUAAACGACGAGGCCGCCCAAGGAAACACCCUCUCCCUCCCCGGCCUUCCCUACCAUCUCCCUCCUCCUCAUCCUCCUCCUCCACCUCCUCGGCCUCGUCCUCCUCCGGCUCCUCCUCCUCCUCAUCCUCCGACGACGAGGACGACGAUGACGACGAGGAGACGGCGUCCGGCGCGGUGGAGCCGUGCGCUGCCCCGCGGUGUCGGCUGCCCCAGCAGGACACGGUGCAGUGGAUCCAGUGCGACGUGUGCGACGCCUGGUACCACAUAGACUGCCUGCACGUCGACCGCAAGAAGCUCCUGAUGGACCCCAACGCCGACUUCCACUGCGGCUGUCGCUGA
Messenger RNA from Scomber scombrus (Atlantic mackerel), 1680 nucleotides. It is a transcript of the gene tcf19l, whose product is annotated as transcription factor 19 (SC1), like. The transcript is spliced from 5 exons. Gene Ontology annotation, biological process: regulation of gene expression. Gene Ontology annotation, molecular function: protein binding. The record is from RefSeq and is a predicted model, not a curated record. The coding region runs from base 1 to 1680 and encodes 559 amino acids. Gene Ontology annotation, cellular component: nucleus. NCBI's taxonomy places the organism in Eukaryota, Metazoa, Chordata, Actinopteri, Scombriformes, Scombridae.